Callorhinus ursinus (northern fur seal) is the source of this 1503-nucleotide messenger RNA. RefSeq names its product stabilizer of axonemal microtubules 4 (gene SAXO4). Gene Ontology annotation, molecular function: phosphatase binding. The record is from RefSeq and is a predicted model, not a curated record. NCBI's taxonomy places the organism in Eukaryota, Metazoa, Chordata, Mammalia, Carnivora, Otariidae.
GCCACCUCCCAGAGGGCCUGGGCUUCCCUGGAGCAGCUCCCGUCCCCUGCAGCCUCUCACCAGAGCCGCAGCAGAGGGCAGGCGCCCCCCGGGGCCCUGCCCCACAGCACCAUGAUGGGGAAAGUCCCCUUGGGGGUUGUCUCCCCUUAUGUGAAGACGAGUUCGGGGGGCUGCACGGAUCCCCUGAAAUUCUAUGCCACUAGCUACUGCACAGCCUAUGGUCGGGAGGAGUUCCGGCCCCGCACGGGCAGCCACGAAGGCACAGGCUACAGAUCCAAUUACCGGCCUGUGGUCUCUUACCCCGCCAACCUCGAUGCCGUGGACAACCCAGCCAUGGGGGAACAAGGCGGCCACAGUUUCCAGUCAGUGACCAGUCAGAGCUACUGCCCCCUGGAGGCGCCUGAUGGCAAGUACCCACUGCCGUGGAACAUGCAUCAGACCAGCUCUGGCUACUGGCGGGAGAAGCCCAGUGCGGCGACCCCCACUAAGGAGGUCAGGAAGGUCCAUUUUGACACCCAGGACUGUGGGCCGCAGGCCAUCACAGGGCUGGAGCCCAAGGACGUGCCCCUGCUCCACCAGCUGCAGGGCAAGGGCUCGAUGGAAUGGGAGAACGCCCGGCAUGGCCCGUGCUUCAUGACCUCUGAGUACAAUUCCAAGUAUCUCAAGGAGCCUUCAAACCAGCCAGAUCUCUUGCAGAAGAAAUCAAUUGGCGCCAAAGAAGAGACUGGCUUCACUGAAGAGUCCACCAAGAACCCCAUUGUCUUCCAGCCCCCUUCCCAGGCCCUCCCUGGGGACCCGGUCCUCCUCCCUGGCCGGAGUGUCACCAGGUCUGACUUCCUCCCCAUGUCCCACCCUCAUGGGGACGAGUUCCUGCCUGUGCUGGCCAGAGGCUCCGAGUGGGAAACGGGCUACAACCGGGUGACGGAGAGGACCCUGAACCCCAGAGUGCCCCCUCCCGGCCCAGAACCUAGCAGCAUGAGCCACUGGCAGUUCCAGCCCCCGCAGCGCAUGCAACAGACGAACUUUGCCUUGCUGGGCCGGGAGACCGUGGGGAACAAGGAGCCCACGGGGUUCAGCCUCAACAACCCCAGCUACUUCCGGAACCCUUAUGACCCUGACAUGGAUAAUCGGUACCUGACCACCUACAACCAAGGGUACUUCGAGAAUAUCCCCAAGGGUCUGGACCGAGAAGGCUGGACUCGAGGUGGCAUCCAGCCACAGAAGCCCGGAGGCUAUGCCCUCAACCAGCCGGUCACCCGCAUGGAGGCCACCCCCAACCCCACGGAGAGCCUACGGCACCUGCACCCCCACGUGGGAAGAACCCUGAUCGCUGUGGAUCCCUUCUACCAAGCCCCACCUCACAGCAGCCGCUUCAUGACACCCAACUGAGCCUGAGGCUGGGUUUGCCAACCCAGCGGGCAGGACGGGAGCCGGCUACGGUCCCUACCCCCACCCCUCCCUGCCCAGAUUCCCCUGGCUACUUUCCUAAUGAAAUAAAGAGCA